Molecule: messenger RNA, 1879 nt
Organism: Cheilinus undulatus (humphead wrasse)
Lineage: Eukaryota; Metazoa; Chordata; Actinopteri; Labriformes; Labridae
Product: protein unc-119 homolog B-like
Exons: 5
Coding region: 147-878 (243 amino acids)
Biological process (GO): nervous system development; lipoprotein transport; cilium assembly
Cellular component (GO): cilium
Molecular function (GO): lipid binding
Source: RefSeq, a predicted model, not a curated record
UUGACCGUUCACCGACAGUUCUCUCGACAUUCGACAUCUACGACGCCAUCUUCUUCCUCUUCUUUCAUUAAUCAAAGACGAAGAAGGCGGGAGAUAGUCGUUAAAAUAAGACACAAAGACAGGGGAAGACCCGUAAAGAGUGAAAGAUGAGCGGAACCAAAGCCCGCAGCGACGCGCCUGUUGCUGAAAACGUCUCCGGCGGCGGGCACAGUACUGCGGCUCCUCCGCGGGACCGCAAGCCCGGCGGAGGGGUUCUGAAGAGGCUCAAGUCCCGAAGGAGUCAGGUGGACAGCAGGCCCGUCACGGAGGAAGACCUGCGGACACAGAGUGGGCACAUUACGCCGGAGGAUGUACUAGGACUGCGAGUGGCAACGCGAGGGUACCUCUGUAAACCAGAGGACAAUAUUUAUAACAUUGACUUUGUACGCUUUAAGAUCAGAGACCUGGAGACCGGCACUGUCCUGUUUGAGAUUGCCAAGCCUCCACAUGCAGAUGAUGAUGAGGAAAACAGAGACGCAGACACCAGUGCAGGCCGUUUUGUACGCUACCAGUUCACCCCGGCCUUCCUGCGCCUGAGAACUGUGGGAGCUACGGUGGAAUUCACAGUUGGAAGCCGACCUCUAAACAACUUCCGUAUGAUUGAGAGGCAUUACUUCCGUGAUCACCUGCUCAAGAGCUUUGACUUUGACUUUGGGUUCUGUAUCCCAAACAGUCGAAAUACCUGUGAGCAUAUCUAUGAGUUCCCUCAGCUGUCUGAGAGCUUAGUCCGUCAGAUGGUGGAGUGUCCUUAUGAGACCCGGUCAGACAGCUUCUAUUUCGUGGAGAACAGACUGGUCAUGCACAACAAGGCAGACUAUGCUUACAAUGGAGGACAGUGAUAUCUGCCUGCAAACAUGCAAACACACAGACAAACAGAUUUACUCAGAUUUAUAGAUACAUGCAUGCACAUGUCUAAACAUACAUGCAGUUCAGUCACUCAUACAUGCACAAGCAGCAACAGACACGGCCGAAUUGCCUCCUUUAUCAGGGGGUGUAUUAUAUUCUGGAGGCCAGCUCUACCAUACUAAUAGGAUGCUUUUGUAUGAAAUGGAGUCAGUUUAUCUGGUUUUAAUUUAAACAGAUAUGUUUUAUACCAAAAGAAGAAUCGUCACUCUAGUGGCCAUGUGACUUGUGUCUCAAAACGACCAAAUGGUUAGUACAGAGUCCCUCUGGGCAAUUUUAAAAGUGGCCUACCACCCCCUCAACACACAUCCACAUUAACACGCACACAUAAACGCACUCAAUCCCCAAGUGACACACAUAGUGUUUACGCAGUGUGUGUGUGUCAGAAGCAGCUGUUCUCAGAGCUACCGCCUCCACGAUUCACUCUAGACAAUAUCGGGGGAGAAAGGGAGGAACCAUCCACAAAAACACUCCUGUCAAACACACAUGGUCACUCCAGCAUUCUAAUCUCCCCUUGCUUCCUGGAUCUCAUACAAACACAUAAUCAACAGUACUGUAUAAGGUUUGAUCAAAGGUUUUUUUCUGAUGUUUUUUUCUGCAACCAAUCAAGGCUGUAACCCCAUAUAAUGAGCCAUUGAAAAGGACAUUCUUAAGUGGAAAAUACCCAUAAGUUCAGAGAGUGGGAGGGGUUAUUGGAAUCCAUCAUGCAUGCAAUGAUAUAAACAAAAAGGGAAAAGAUUUGUAAGAACAUGUCUGUUUUAAUGUAACAAAAUAAAAGAAGAAGUGUACUUGGCCCACUGAAAUGUUUCUUACUUCUCGUAAAGUCACGUCAGAUAUUCUUCUCCCCCAUCUGAGUUUUUAAAAUGGUAUUUUUUUAAUCUUAACUCUCUCACGCAUGUCUUAAAUCAAAAAUCAAGUUGGAAUAUGUCUGGAUACU